UUGCAGGGCCUUUUGAGGAAAUCAUCUUCAAUGGAAAUUGUAGCUCUUGUUCUCUCUCUGCUGCUUACCAAUGGAAUGGUUUUAAUCAGUGCAGCGACCAAUGAUCAGAAUCCACAACCAGCUCCUACUAUUCAACUCUUUGCCACUGCCUCUUCAGAUGCUGUAGAGCUUACAGAGGACCACAAAUCGAAUGGUUCUGUUCCCUUAUUCAAAACAGCAGGACGAAGCCCCCGACCCCAUCCCAUGUGCUUAGUGUCGACUGGAAUCAGAGACACUUUCAAAUACAUCAGUACUGUGGUCUCUACUCUUGUAUUCAUCGUUGGAAUAGUUGGAAAUUCAGUACUAUUGAGAAUUAUAUAUGAAAACAAAUGUAUGAGAAGUGGACCUAACAUUCUCAUUGCCAACCUUGCUUUGGGAGACCUGCUGCAUAUCGUGAUAGAUAUUCCAGUCAAUGCUUACAGGCUCAUGGCUGGGGACUGGCCGUUUGGUUUGGCGCUCUGCAAACUAAUCCCUUUCAUCCAGAAAACCUCUGUUGGAAUCACAGUGUUGAGUUUAUGUGCCUUGAGCAUUGACAGGUAUCAAGCUGUUGCAUCCUGGAAUCGAAUCAAAGGCAUUGGGGUUUCAACGUGGACAGUAGUGGAAAUAACUGUGAUAUGGGUGACAUCAACAUUCCUGGCUGUUCCUGAAGUUGUCGGCUUUGAUAUGAUAACGAUGGAGUAUAAAGGACAGCAUCUGACAAUAUGUCUGCUUCACCCCAUACAGACCAAUCAGUUCAUGCAGUUUUAUAAAUCAGCAAAAGACUGGUGGCUCUUCGGUUUCUACUUCUGCGUGCCGCUGGCUUGUACGGCUGUCUUCUACACCCUGAUGGCCCGGAAAAUGUUGAGGAAGAAUGAGAAUACCCUGGGGAACCACACCAUACAGAGACGAGAAGUGGCCAAGACGGUGUUUUGCUUAGUGCUUGUAUUUGCUCUCUGUUGGUUACCACUGUACCUGAGCAGAAUCUUAAAACUCACCAUUUAUGAUGAGAAGGAUUCUAAAAGGUGUCAGCUACUGAGUGUGUUUCUUGUCCUGGACUAUAUUGGCAUUAAUAUGGCAUCGCUGAACUCCUGCAUCAACCCCAUUGCUCUGUACAUGGUCAGCAAACGAUUCAAAACAUGUUUCAAGAAACGCCUAUGUUGUUGGUGCAUACAUCCUGAACUAUUGAUGCUUGAAGAGGUACAGUCUAUCUUGAAGUCAAAUAAGCAGGACGAGGCCUCUAUGCACAGUGACAUUAGAGCUAAUAAGCCCACCUCCACUUGAGUAAGAGGACACUUGACUGUUUAAACAAUAUAUUACUAUGACAUAGGCAUAGAUUUAUU
Molecule: messenger RNA, 1358 nt
Organism: Oncorhynchus tshawytscha (Chinook salmon)
Lineage: Eukaryota; Metazoa; Chordata; Actinopteri; Salmoniformes; Salmonidae
Product: endothelin receptor type B-like
Exons: 7
Coding region: 31-1299 (422 amino acids)
Biological process (GO): G protein-coupled receptor signaling pathway; regulation of blood pressure; enteric nervous system development
Cellular component (GO): membrane
Molecular function (GO): endothelin receptor activity
Source: RefSeq, a predicted model, not a curated record